UUGCUUAAAAAGGAAGCUAAAAAGGGCAAAAAGGACGCGCCGUUUUAGAAUCCCGACGGCGUCUGGGUAGGAAAGCGAAGGUCCGUAACGGUGCCGUUACCUGCUUCCCCGUGAACGGAACAGUGAGAGAGACCCCACUCAAAACGGGCAAACACAACCGCCAGCCAAGGAAACGAAAUUAAAUCUCAGCCGUUGAAAGAAUCGACGGCUCCAGACCAUUUCUUCAUCAUCUUCCCCCACAUAAACCCUUUCCCCUGUUUUUAAUCCUUUUUUAAUUUAACCAGAAAAACCUCAUAAAACUUUUACAAGUGUCCAUAGAGAGAGAGAGAGAAGAAUGAACGAGAUGAGCGAGAGAGAUUCUAAAGAGACUAGCUUUGAAGGAUCAAGCAUCAAGAGGAUGAGACUCGAACUCGAUGGUGAUGACUCAGCUGUUUCACGCUCACAGGAGCGAACGGUUUCUUCUUCUCUGGCUUAUUCUGCUUCAGAUUCUGAAGAUGAAGAUCAUCGGAGCUCAAGCGUCAGCUCCGGCUGUUCUAGCAGCGAAAUCGCCAGAGAUACUGGUCUGCCAUUUUUAGAUCUCGAGCAAAUCUCCGAAACCGAAGUAUCGUCAUUAAUCACCAUCAAUUUCAGAGCACAAGGAAGUCCAUCGAGCGAGAUUCUGGGAGAAAUGGACUCGGCCACGACGACGACCAAGACGGAGAGGAGAGUUGGGCAAAAGCAAGAGAAGAAGGCAAAAGCACCGACGCAGGCUGAGCUUGACGACUUCUUCUCCGCGGCGGAGAGAGGCCAGCAGAAACGAUUCACGGACAAGUACAACUAUGAUAUCGUUAAUGAUACGCCGCUUGAAGGUCGCUACGAGUGGGUUAGUCUCAAGCCGUAAAAGGCUAAGAAGAAGAAGAUGCUUUAGUUACACGACGUCGUAGGUACUCUGUGAGUUUUGUCACAGAUAGAGAGAAUCGUAGCUUAGGAUCGUUUUAUUUCGUUAUUGUACAGUCAGUCUUAUUUUAGUUUCCUUAUUUAUCUUCUUCUUAUGUUCGUCGUACCACGAGAAGCAAAAAAAAAGACGCAGCUUUCUUUUUCAA
This is a messenger RNA of Brassica napus (rape), 1082 nucleotides long. RefSeq names its product cyclin-dependent kinase inhibitor 7. Gene Ontology annotation, molecular function: cyclin-dependent protein serine/threonine kinase inhibitor activity. The transcript is spliced from 4 exons. NCBI's taxonomy places the organism in Eukaryota, Viridiplantae, Streptophyta, Magnoliopsida, Brassicales, Brassicaceae. Gene Ontology annotation, biological process: negative regulation of cyclin-dependent protein serine/threonine kinase activity. The record is from RefSeq and is a predicted model, not a curated record. Gene Ontology annotation, cellular component: nucleus. The coding region runs from base 335 to 880 and encodes 181 amino acids.